Molecule: messenger RNA, 3443 nt
Organism: Suricata suricatta (meerkat)
Lineage: Eukaryota; Metazoa; Chordata; Mammalia; Carnivora; Herpestidae
Product: ankyrin repeat domain-containing protein 26-like
Molecular function (GO): protein binding
Source: RefSeq, a predicted model, not a curated record
CAACGAGAAGAUGGUGGGGCUUUUAGCAGAAAAGAAAGGCGAUGUACAUACAGUUCACACUGUUAAAAGCUCCUGGAAGAAUGGGAAGGGCGUCUGGAGAAAGAGUAAGAGAAUCCAGGACUCCCAGGGCGGCUACCACAUCCGAAAGAGAGAUCUUGGGAAGAUUCAUAAGGCCGCCAAUGAGGGCAACGUUGCUGAAGUACAACAUAUUCUCUGGUUUGGUAGAAACGGCCUAGACGACAGAGAUAGAAAGCGCAGGACUCCUCUGCAUCUGGCCUGCGCCAAUGGCCACUCAGAAGUGGUCUCUGUCCUAGUAGAGAGGAAAUGCCAUCUUGACCUCCGUGACAAUGAGAACAGGACGGCUCUAAUGAAGGCUGUACAGUGUGGAGAUGAGAACAGUGUAACUAUUCUGCUAGAACACGGUGCCGAUCCAAAUCAUAUGGACAACUUGGGCAACACUGCUCUCCAUUAUGCUGGCCUUGGUGAGAAUAUAUCAAUAGCAGAGAAGCUGCUUUUACACAGUGCAGAUAUUGAAGCCAGAAAUAAGGCUGGCCUCACACCACUUCAACUUGUGAAAAAUAAGAAACACAAGAAGAUGUUGGAAUUUUUAGCAGAAAAGAAAGGAGCUUAUGUCUCGAAACCACCCUCAAGAGAGCGAAUGCUUGCUUCUCAGCAACACAGGCAAAACGAAGCAAAUUCUGACACUGUGAUAGCUGAGGACAAUAAUGCUUCUUCUGAAAAUGAAGAUCUGGGUGAAGGAUUGUCCACACCACCAGUCGGAGUUGAUGGCUCUUCUCCUGUUUUUCCAUCAUCUUCUGUAAAAAGUCAUCACAAGCCUUUAGCUCUCCGUGGUCUUGCAGGGGCUGGCCUCUCACCACUUCCCAUUGCAAUAAGUGAGAACGAGCAGAAUGUGGAAUUUUUAGCAGAAGAGAAAGAAGAUUUACGUACAGUUCAUACUAUUAAAAGGCAAUACCAACAAAUAUCCACUUAUAAAGAAGGAAAGACACCAGAAAAUUCUUCCCCGAGUUGCCAUCCAGAUUCAGUUGACUUAUUAAAAAAGCAGAAUGAAUCUUUUGCAUAUGAAGGCCUAAUAAAUGUUGAAAACAGAUGCUGUGAACGACUUAAAGAAAAAAUUAAAAAAAUGGAAACAGAAGGCAAUGAACUACAAAAGGAGCUCUCAGAAACCCAAAAAGCGAAAUUGGAGUUGGAGCAUCAAAAAGUGAAAUUGGAACAUGAAGUCUGCAUGUUGAGGUAUAACAUCUUGAUUUUAAAGAAAUAUUUGAACUCUGUAGAAGAGCUAAAUGACACUCAGUGGCAAAUUUCUCGAGAACUGAAUGCCAGAAUAUUACAAGGUGGGAUUCUCAAUAAUCACCUUUGCAAACAAAUGAAGAUAGACAUGGCUAGUAUGAAAAUGAAUUCUGAGGUUUCUGAUAGUCAUGAAGAUAAACAAGAUCUGUUGCAAAGAAAACAAAUGUUGCAGGAUGAAGUUGCCGUGCUAAGACUGGAAAGAGACACCAUGAAAAAUCAGAACCAGGGAAACGAAGAGAAAUGUUAUGAUGACAUUGACAUGCCAAAAGAAAAGAAUGCCAGUCUAAAGACCAUAAGACAGAAGGAGGAAACAUUAGCAAAAACCAUAUCGCAAUAUAAUGAACAGCUUAAUCUUCUGACAGCUGAGAUUGAAGCGCUAAAAUCUAAAUUGAGGAAUGAAAAAGAAACCAAAGAGAGACCGGAAGAAGAACUUGAAUCAUGUCGUGCUAGACCGACCACUGCUGUACCGGAUCAUAAUCAGAGUCAGACAUCAAGAAGAGACCUAGAACUUGAUUUCCAGACACCAAGCAAUGAGAAGUUUUCUUUACGGGUCAAAAUGAAUUUUGAUACGUCUAAUCUAAAAGAUAACAAUAAAAUUCUAUCUCAGCAACCUGCUCAAGUUGAACUUAAAUUCAAUACCCCAGAAACUGAGUUCCAUUACACAAAAGAUGCUCUCGGAGAAAAGACUUUCAUUUCAGUACCUGUACAAAGAGACCUAAGUCAAACCGAGUGUCAGAAGAAGGAACAUGAACACAUGUAUCUGAAAUGCCCAACAAUAAACCACCAGACGAGCAAAGUGAAUGAAUACGUUGAAAAGGAAAAAUCCUUAAGGGAGAGAUUAUCUCAAGUACAAAGUGAAAAUAUGUUGCUUCGACAGCAAUUACACGAUGCUGGUUGCAACAAAGCCAAAGACAAGGAAGAGCUAGUAAUUCUUAUCAAAAACCGCUAUCAAGAUCUCAUAAAAAACCUUAGAGCUGAAAUUGAAAAACAAGGUCAAAGAAAUAAAAAGGGAAUUGAUGAAUGUAAUCAGUUAAAAGAAAGAAUGAAUCAGUAUGAAAAUGAGGAAGCAGAAAGAGAAGUAAGUAUGCAGAAAGAUAAGUAUUUUUCAGAUUUCCAGAAAGUAAAGUCAGGUAGUAUUUGAUUAUGGCUGAAUUUUGAAUCUAGGAAAGUAAAAAAAAAGAAAGAAAGAAAGAAAGAAAGAAAGAAAGAAAGAAAGAAAGAAAGAAAGAAAGAAAGAAAGAAAAUAGACUAUAAAUCCACAAAGAAGCAUAACUUGUGUGCAGCAAAUAAAAAUUUGACCUGAUAGGUGCCUUAAUUUGAGUAAAAAUGAUGGGAUGUUAAGAUGGGGGUAGGGGUAAGAGUCUUUCUAGGAAGAGUUGACUUAUUUUAUGGAAGAAAGAUAUGAAAGAAUCAUAGAAAAAUAAAAUAAACAAAAUCAAGUGCAAAUGUUGUUUAGUAAAGACAAUGAUAGCAAAGAUCUACACCUGAGUUACUUAAGGUUCCACAUUCUGAGACUCUACUAGAGUACAGAUAACACUUUAUUGCAGAUGAAAUUAUUUCAAAAUGUGAGUAGCUAGCUGGCUCAGUUAGUCUUGACCCUGAGAUUGUGAGUUCAAGCCCCACAUUGGGUGUAGAGAUUACUUAAAAAGAAAAUCUUCAAAAAAAUUUUGACAGUAGUUUUGAGUUAGACCCUUUUCACUCCAUUUCCAAACUAUAUUAUUUUCUUCAUGCAAGUUGAUGACCUUACCAAAAAAAGCUAUCUCGUCAAAAUGUCUGCACCUGGAUGCAAAAAAUCAAGUUGUUCAACUGGAGUUAUUAUCUAUGAAAGUGUUUGAAAAGGAAUGUGAAAAACCAGAGCACAACAUAAGAAGUUAGAACAAGAAGUAGGAAAUUUUGGCAGUCUUGUACAAAUGAAUAGGGUACAAAACAGUCAGGUAGAACAGAAUAAAUGGGAGAAUGAAGAACGACCACGACUGGCAGUAGGAGAACCAUAACAGAAAGUCGAUCUGUUUUUUACAGGUUAAUUUAUUGAUCUCUAAUGUGCUUUAAUUCAUUUCACUGCAAACUACGUUUUGGACACACACACACACACACAAGUAUGGGUUUCUGCUGGGAGCCGCACCGGCCUUGCUGGA